Molecule: messenger RNA, 2889 nt
Organism: Bombina bombina (fire-bellied toad)
Lineage: Eukaryota; Metazoa; Chordata; Amphibia; Anura; Bombinatoridae
Gene: CLASRP
Product: CLK4 associating serine/arginine rich protein
Exons: 21
Coding region: 119-2056 (645 amino acids)
Source: RefSeq, a predicted model, not a curated record
CGCUCAGCUGUUGUGGCGGAAAUCGUAAUGCAUAGGGCGCGUGCGUUUUUGCCCACACCCCCGCCAGCUUCAGUGCGUAGCGUCACUUCCGGUGUGUUGUAGCGAAGGGAUCUGGCGGAUGAAGACUGGGUCCAGGAUGUGGCAUGAAGCUCGUAAACACGAGCGGAAGCUACGAGGGAUGAUGGUGGAUUAUAAGAAGAGAGCAGAGCGGCGGCGAGAGUAUUAUGAGAAGAUUAAAAAGGAUCCUGCUCAGUUCCUGCAGGUUCACGGACGGUCUUGCAAGAUCCACCUGGAUUCUGCUGUAGCUCUUGCAGCUGAGAGUCCUGUUAACAUGAUGCCGUGGCAAGGAGACACCAGCAAUAUGAUCGAUCGGUUUGAUGUGCGCGCUCACUUAGAUUAUAUUCCUGAGUACAAACCCCCUCUACUGACGACAAUUACGUCAGAGCAGGAAUCUGAUGACCGAAAGUGCAAUUACGAGCGUUACCGAGGUCUGGUUCAGAAUGACUUUGCUGGAAUUACAGAAGAGCAGUGUCUUUAUCAGAUCUACAUUGAUGAACUUUACGGAGGACUGCAGAGACCUGGAGAAGAUGAGAAGAAAAAGCUGUCAGAGAAGAAGGCUUCCAUUGGCUACACUUAUGACGACAGUACGGUGACUGACCUCGGAGAUUCUUCAGACAAAGAAGAGGAUGAUGAGGAUGAUGACGACUCUGAGAGUAAAUCCGAUGAAGACGAAGUUAUCCCAGAUAUCGAUGUUGAGGUGGAUGUGGAUGAAAUUACAGAAGAGCAGGUUGCAGAUCUGAACAAACAAGCCACAAGCUAUGGCAUGGCUGAAGGAGACUUUGUAAGAAUGUUACGGAAGGAUAAAGAAGAAUCUGAAGCAAUCAAACAUGCCAAAGCACUGGAAGAAGAGAAAGCCAUGUAUUCUGGAAGACGUUCCCGGCGCCAGCGAAGAGAAUUUAGAGAGAAGCGCCUCAAAGGGAGAAAAAUCAGUCCACCAAGCUACGCCAGGAGAGACAGUCCCACGUAUGACCCUUAUAGAAGGUCCCAGUCUGACUCUUCCACCGUCUCGCGAUCUCGAAGUCCCAGUCCAGGACGUGAAGAGUCCAUCAAGUUCAUCACUAGUUUUGGGGGCAGCGAUGAAGAGUCUGCUGCCGGUCCUGCUGCCCAGUCUCCUUCAGACUCUGCCAGCAAACGUGCUUCCCACCCGCAGGCCUCCGGAACCUCCGCAGGUCGUAAAGAGGCCUCCCGAAGAAGAUCUUCCUCUUCCUCCUCCUCUUCUUCAUCCUCCUCUUCAAGCUCCAGAAGUUCCUCCCACUCUCGAUCCAGCUCAAGAUCACGGAGAGGCGGCUAUAGGCGAAGAUCUGACUCUAGAUCUCGAAGGUACUCUCGCAGCCCUGUGAGGAGAUACUCGGGAAGUAAAAGAGACAGCCGAAGAUACUCAAGAUCACUGUCCUCUGAACACAAUCGAUAUUAUGGAGGAAGACGUCGAUCAAGAAGUCGCUCACGGUCUAAUGACCGUCAUGGGCGCGGUGGGAGAAGUGGAGGACGCAAGCACAGCAGCAGUAGCCCAUCUCGCAGUCCUUCUCCCUGGCACAAUAGGGGUUCAAGACGGACAACAUCCCCCACACCAGGAGAGAGGUUGAAAAGGCCCGAGCUUGCAGUUAGCAGGGAGAGCGGAUCUACCAAAGUCAGUAAGAAUUUUACAGCGUCGUUAAAUCACUCAGGAUGCGGUCUAAUGGCCAAGUUGACUCCGCAAGAGAAACUCAAACUCCGAAUGCAGAAAGCCCUGAACAGGCAGUACAAGGCGGAUAAGAAAGCUGCUCAAGAGAAGAUUAUCCAGCAAGAACAUGAACGACAGGAAAGAGAAGAUGAGCUCCGGGCCAUGGCAAGGAAGAUCAGAAUGAAGGAACGUGAGCGCCGCGAGAAAGAACGUGACGAGUGGGAGAGGCACUAUACCCGCAGCAGAUCCUCGUCCCCGAAACACAGCCGAGAGCACAACUCUUCCAGGAGCAGGAGGUCUCGCUCUCGGUCACGGAGUCCCCAUCACCGGCAUUAAAUAUGCACUUGGUCAUUUUGUUCUUGGCUUCUAUACGGCCAGUAGUGAUCCGGAAGAUCUACUGGUGUCCAGUGGUGCUUAAUAUGAGAUCAAUACGGAGUCUGGAAUUGAUCAGCAGAAGGGAACAUUAUGAAGUUUAUUCAGGAAUCAAAUAAACUUCAAUGUCUCGGUUAUUGUGGUCCUGUUAAACGUCCGCCUGUGAUGCCUCCGUAGCCAAUAGAUCACAUUCUGUCAGAGUGUAACGGGUUGGUUAGCUUAUUCUCGAUAAGAUCUCUCAUCUAUAAUAACUGUUUUUACACGCUUGCAGCAGAAUUACUGACAAAUGUCAUUUUAGUAUGAACCUAAUUAAUUGCAUUUGCCAUAAUGUUAGGGGGAGAAUUGUGAUUUAUGUAGGAAAUGAACUAAUUUAGAUUUCCUGUAUAUUUUUAAAGCUGUGAUAAAGGAGCUUAAAUGGACAUACAAGUAAAAAAAAUGAACUUUACUGUUGUGUUUAACCUCUGUUAAAAGGCCAAAUACACACGUACACUUUUGUGUGGGCUGGUGCCUGUUUUCUAGAGUAUCAGCCAAUCAGCACUUUUGGGACUGUUCAAGGGCGAGCUGCAGGACUUUGCCUGUGUUUUUAACCUUUUAGCAGAGGUUAAAAGUAAAAAUGCUCAACUGAAUACAUUUUAUUUUUAUGUCUUUUUUGUAUUUUAUUUGACUUCUUGUUUCGAGAGUUUUUUUUUCUUCCUUUGUAUAGACAUUUCCAUAUAUACAGAGGGUUGAGUUGUCUGCACAAGUCUGUGUGAUUACUAACUGUACUUGUAAAUAAAGAUCACCUGAUUUUCAAUUCA